This is a messenger RNA of Labrus mixtus (cuckoo wrasse), 3040 nucleotides long. Its product is annotated as long-chain fatty acid transport protein 1-like. NCBI's taxonomy places the organism in Eukaryota, Metazoa, Chordata, Actinopteri, Labriformes, Labridae. Gene Ontology annotation, biological process: long-chain fatty acid import into cell; adiponectin-activated signaling pathway; phosphatidylinositol biosynthetic process. Gene Ontology annotation, cellular component: mitochondrial inner membrane; plasma membrane. The transcript has 14 exons. The record is from RefSeq and is a predicted model, not a curated record. Gene Ontology annotation, molecular function: long-chain fatty acid-CoA ligase activity; long-chain fatty acid transmembrane transporter activity; fatty acid transmembrane transporter activity. The coding region runs from base 136 to 2070 and encodes 644 amino acids.
UCUUUCUGUCUCUGCCUCUCUCUCUCUCUCUCUCUCUCUCUCCCUCUCUCUCUCGCUGCCAUCAGCUCGCAGACCUGACAGAUGCUGCAACACUUUGUUGGUUAAACAGGAUUAAAAGACGUGAAAGGAUAAGAUAUGAAUCUUCUGAGUGGAGGUGUAGUCCUCCUCAGUGUGUGGGGGGCUGCUCGACUGCUCUCUCUCUCCUGGCUCUGCGGUCUCUUAGCCGGUCUUGGACUCUGUGUAGUCUGGAGGGGAUCCUGGAGGUUCAUACGUGUCGCUUUAUGCACCUUCAGAAGAGACCUGAUGUGUCUGUAUGUGAUCAUGAGAGUGAGGAUUCCCAUGUUCCGUUAUCUGCGUAACAGAAGCACCAUCCCUGCCCUGUUUGCACAGACGGUGACAAAGUAUCCAGAUAAGGCUGCUCUGAUCUACGAGGCCACUGGAGAGGUGUGGACCUUCAGGGAGCUCCAACAGCGAUGCCAUGCUGUGGCCCACUGGGCGCGUGCACAGGGAUGGCUGGAGGGGGAUGUGGUGGCCUUGUACAUGAAGAGUCAGCCUCAGGUGGUGGCUCUGUGGUUGGGUCUGGCUAUGGUGGGUGUGGAGGCUGCACUCAUCAACCACAACCUCCGGCAGCAGUCGCUGCUGCACUGUGUCGGCGUGUCAAGAGCUCGGGCCGUGGUGUUCGGGACGGAGAUGAGAGAAGCUGUGUCAGAGGUUCGAGGCUCUCUGCAGCCCGACAUGCUUUUGUUCAUCAGCGGAGAGCACGACGAUAAAGACGAGCUCUGCAGCCUGGACGGCAUGCUGCAGCGCUCGCCAAAACACCCACCAGACUACACUGUGAAGAAGAGAUUCAGUGACAGACUUUUCUACAUCUACACUUCUGGAACAACAGGAAUGCCAAAGGCAGCGAUAGUGGUGCACAGCAGGUACUAUCGUAUCGCUUCCUUUGGUUUCCACUCGUUUGGAUUACGUCAUGAUGACAUCAUCUACAGCUGCCUGCCCCUGUAUCACUCUGCAGGCACCAUCAUGGCUGUAGGACAGUGUUUACUUUUUGGCGUGACUGCUGUUGUCAGGGCCAAGUUCUCGGCCAGUUGCUUCUGGGACGACUGCGUCAAACACGACUGCACGGUCAUUCUUUACAUAGGAGAGAUCUGCCGUUACCUGUUGGCCCAACCUGUCCGUUCAUCUGAGGCACAUCACAGAGUUCGUGUUGCCGUUGGAAACGGCCUGCGUCCUACUGUGUGGGAGGAGUUCGUCCGGAGAUUCAGAAUCGGGCGAAUCGGAGAAUUUUACGGUGCCACCGAGUGCAACUGCAGCCUGAUAAACAUAGACGGAAAGGUGGGGGCGUGUGGUUUCAACAGUCGCAUCCUGCCCAGCUUUUACCCCAUCAGACUGGUCAGGAUGACAGAGGAGAACGGAGAGCUGCUCAGGGAUCCACAGGGACUCUGUGUGCCCUGUCAGCCCGGUGAGCCAGGUAUGUUAGUGGGACGAAUCAACCAUACUGAUCCGCUCCGGAGGUUUGACGGCUACGUUGAUCAGGAGUCCACCAGGAAGAAAAUAGCUCCCAACGUCUUUAAGAUGGGAGACUCAGCUUAUGUCUCGGGUGACGUUCUGGUGAUGGAUGAAUAUGGCUACAUGUAUUUUAAAGACCGAAGUGGAGACACGUUUCGUUGGCGAGGGGAGAACGUCUCCACCACUGAGGUGGAGGGAGUUGUCAGCGGCCUGUUGGGACACGCUGACGUGGCGGUUUACGGAGUUUCUGUACCAGGUGUGGAGGGUAAGGCUGGUAUGGCAGCAGUCGCUCACACAGGAGGUCAGUUUGACCCCGAAGCGUUCCUGACGGCCGUAAAGAAAUCACUGCCUUCCUACGCACGCCCCGUCUUCCUCAGACUCAUGCCGUCUGUUGACACGACAGGUACCUUCAAAAUCCAGAAGACGCGGCUGCAGAGGGAAGGAUUCAAGCCGGGAGAGUCGAGGGACAAGAUGUACUUUCUGAACAGCCGAGCUGGUCGUUACGAGGCCUUGACUGAUGAACUAUAUAAAGACGUCAUGGAGGGUAGAGUGCGUCUGUAGCCGUGUUCAGAGCGUCGUUUCAAGCCUUUAUAUUUACGCCCCUGUGAUGUUUGUCUUUCAUAUUGAAUGUUGAAUUGAAUUGAACAGUGCUGUGUGCGUGUGUGUGUGUGUGUGUGUGUGUGUGUGUGGAGCCCCUGUUGUGCCGUAGUCCAAUGUGACCUCAGACUGGGACGCCAAUAUUACGCCAUCACAGAAUUAAUAUGAAUGUACAAAGACAUGAUGACAGCCGGCUGAUGAGAUGUUGACCUUACUGAGUAUAUUUGAUAUUUUAUUAGAUUUUUUAAAGAACAAUGAAAUAAAUCAAAGAUGUUUCUCCAGAGAUCAGAAACACAAACGUGUAAAUAUGAUGUUGUCACGGUUUCCUAUGUUUCAUUCUUACAAAGCUUUUAUAACCUCAUAAAAAAAAAACUGUUUAACAGUCAAAGCACCUGAAGGGAUGAAAGUGACUGACAUCACUCCCUCUCUAAAGAUCGACAGACGAGGAGAAGGAAAGACUCAAUUUGUAGUUUUGUUUUUAUUUCUGGAAGGAUAAACAGGUUUCAAUUUCAAGUUGAUUCUGGUCGUCCAUUAAAAAAACAAAACCUCCAAACGAAAACAAGAUUCCUUCAUGUCUGAUCAAAAGUCAGGAAACAUCUCAAAGACAACACACACACACACCAUCUGCUGAGCUAACACACCUUUAUACCCUGUUGGCUGUGCAGAUGUGGUCUGCUUGUGUCUGCUAAAUCAAAGGUCAAAGAAUCAGCAGAUUGAUUUCAGUUGGUUCUGAAAGGGACAUCAGAGUGUGCUCCAAAUGUCACGGCCGUUCAUCCAUCGAUUGAGACUUUUUAUUCAGAGCCACAGAUGUGGACGCCAUGGCGCCAGAAGAAACGUUUAAAGUCACCUUUGUUUGACCUUUAAUGUCUUUAUAAAGAUGUCGAGUUGUCAGUCUGGAGAGCUGCUGCUCCUACAAAAUAAAAGACAAAAACAG